Messenger RNA from Hippocampus zosterae (dwarf seahorse), 1641 nucleotides. It is a transcript of the gene rrp9, whose product is annotated as ribosomal RNA processing 9, U3 small nucleolar RNA binding protein. The transcript is spliced from 15 exons. Bases 137 to 1591 code for a protein of 484 amino acids. The record is from RefSeq and is a predicted model, not a curated record. Gene Ontology annotation, molecular function: snoRNA binding; protein binding. Lineage: Eukaryota; Metazoa; Chordata; Actinopteri; Syngnathiformes; Syngnathidae. Gene Ontology annotation, cellular component: small-subunit processome.
AAUAUCAUUCCGAUGUAAUUCAAGUGAGGUUGACCUGCAUGUUACCCAUGUGGGUCCAAUGUUGACUGAAUCUUCGUAAAGUUGGGAUCUUUUCUUUUUUUCCACGACAACGUAGUUAUUGUUGACACGUUGCGCGAUGUCGUCGUCUUUCUUUAUCAAGGGGUCCAAAAAACCUCAAAUAGCGAAAAUUGGGAAAAAGACAAUGAUAUCGAAGCGGAAAGGUGACGGCGACACGGCUGGGAAAGUUAAAGGCAAGAAACAGAACUCAAAGUACAACGAAGAGAUUUCCAGCGACUCUGAGACGGAGAGUCCGGUUGUUGCCAAGAAAAGACCGGCCAAAGAGGAGCAUGACUACGAUGAGACUCCACAGGAGAAGAAACUCAGAUUAGCUAAACUUUAUCUCAACCAGUUAAAGGAACAAGAAGAAGAAAAGGUAGAAGAUGAAUCGUUUGAGACUGAUUUGAUUGCGGGAAGACUUCAAGAAGAAGUGCUUGAACAGAAAGGAAAGCUACAGCGACUUAUUGCCAAAGAUCUAUUACCACCCGACACUUCUGAAAUUCGUCUGUUACGAGGACACAAGCUCCCAAUCACUUGCUUGGUCAUCAGCCCCGAUGAUAAGUGCAUAUUCUCAUCUGCAAAAGACUGCUCCAUAAUUAAAUGGCAUAUCGAGAGUGGGAAAAAGUUGCGAGUCAUACCUGGUGGAAGGAAGGGUACGGAGGAUCGCCAUGUUGGACACACGGCUCAAGUACUGUGCAUGUCCAUAUCAUCCGACGGAAAAUAUUUGGCCACCGGAGACAUGAACAAGCUGAUCAUGAUUUGGGAAGCUGAAACCUGCAAGCAUCUCUACAAAUUCACAGGACACAAAGGCGCCGUGUCGGGUCUUUCGUUCAGGAGGGGAACUCACGAUCUGUAUAGCGCCUCACACGAUCGCUCCAUCAAAGUGUGGAAUGUGGAUGAAAAUGCCUACGUGGAGACACUCUUCGGCCAUCAAGACGCCAUCACGGCACUGGACAGCCUGAGCCGAGAACGCUGCGUGACGGCUGGCGGUCGUGACCGCAGCGUGCGGGUGUGGAAAAUCGCAGAGGAGUCGCAACUCGUCUUCCACGGCCACGAGGGUUCGAUAGAUUGCAUCCAGCUCAUCAACGAGGAGCACAUGAUCACAGGAGCUGACGACGGCUCAGUGUGUCUUUGGAGUGUCAAUAAGAAGAAGCCCCUCAGUACGGUGAAGGAGGCUCACGGUUGCCAUGGCGACGCCGGGCUAGAGCAGCCUCACUGGGUCGCCGCGGUGGCCGCACUUCAGAACACCGACGUCGUAGCCUCAGGUGCCUCUGGCUGUUCCAGCAACUCUCAGGUGCAUGUGUGGAAGUGUGGUCCGAAUUAUCGAGGGCUUGAGCCUCUCUUCAGUAUUCCAGUGGUCGGUUUUGUCAACAGUUUGAAGUUUUCACACUCUGGUCACUUCUUGGUGGCGGGUGUCGGCCAGGAGCACAGAUUGGGUCGAUGGUGGAGACAAAAAGAGGCUCGCAACGGCAUCUGUAUCAUUCCCCUGAAAAGGAAACCUCCCAAUCAAGAUGAAGCCCCGACAGCAGAAUAAUGGACUUUUUUCUGUUGUAGAUUAAAGGUGUUCCAAACCUUUUGCCACAA